Messenger RNA from Brassicogethes aeneus, 912 nucleotides. The record is from the annotation of a GenBank genome assembly. NCBI's taxonomy places the organism in Eukaryota, Metazoa, Arthropoda, Insecta, Coleoptera, Nitidulidae.
AUGGAAUCAAUCUUAUCUACCCAAAACAACGACAUUAAAUCAAUAAAAGACCACGAGAAAUUAUCAGAUCAUAGAAAAUACUUUCUUCAAUGGAAAACUUUGGAAGCCAGAUUGAGAAACUCACAAUGUAUUGAUGACGAACUGCAAAAAGAAAAACAUUUGGAAAGUAAGCGAUGGCGUCAUAUCCUUCAAGCUGUUUUAAAUGCAAUCAUGUUUUGCGCCAAAAACACUUUAGCAUUACGAGGAUCAAGGACAGAAAUUGGCACACAAGAAAAUGGAGUGUUUUUGGAUAUUAUAGAACUGCUCAGUAGGUACGACAAAACAUUGAAAGAGCUCAUCUUGAAUCAUAAAAAGUAUUUAUCACCACAAAUUCAAAAUGAGUUUAUCAAUUUACUGCAAAAGAAAGUUCGUAACGAGAUUUUAUCAAGGAUUCAGAAAUCCAAGUAUUAUGGUUUGCUGUUUGACUGCACGCCUGAUGUCUCUCAUAAUGAAAAGAUAACAGAAAUCAUUAGUUACUUCCACAUUGACAAUGGAAAAUGUUUGAAGAAUUUACUACAAGAACUUCGCGACACAGAAUUCAAAGAAUGUUUUACACGUGCCAUUGUAUUAGCUACUACUCUAAAAGUAAGAAAUGUCAACAAGAGAUCAAGAAAGAAGAAAAGAUUGGAGUUAUAUGAAGGAGAAUACGACGCGCCCGAAAUUUUAGAAAAUCAACAGUUUCGCAUUGAUAUUAACGAGGUUGAUAGGUUCAUAGUUGAAAUCGAUUGGAGGUAUGAAAAGAUAAUGGCCAAUGAUUUUGGAUUCUUGUCUGGCGAGUCUAUGAAAAAUAUGUGUAUCACGGAAUUGAAGAAAGCAGCGAUGAAUCAACAAUUGACCAGAAAAGAUUUUCGAUUUUGGCUAUUUUAUCGAUAG